This is a messenger RNA of Trichomycterus rosablanca, 4520 nucleotides long. RefSeq names its product UDP glycosyltransferase 8 (gene ugt8). Gene Ontology annotation, cellular component: endoplasmic reticulum. Gene Ontology annotation, biological process: galactosylceramide biosynthetic process. The transcript has 6 exons. The coding region runs from base 166 to 1806 and encodes 546 amino acids. NCBI's taxonomy places the organism in Eukaryota, Metazoa, Chordata, Actinopteri, Siluriformes, Trichomycteridae. Gene Ontology annotation, molecular function: N-acylsphingosine galactosyltransferase activity. The record is from RefSeq and is a predicted model, not a curated record.
AAAUCUGCUCCUGCUGCUGCUUCCUCUCUCUCUCAGUUCGUACCUGGCUGUCGGGAUUUGUUCCACCUGUCUGCGGGACCCGGAUCUGGAUUCUUUAUUAUUAUUAUUUGUAUUUAUUUCUUUCUUUCCUCGGCGCGGACCGACGCGGCUCACCUGAGAACAGACAUGAAGUGCGCCCUUGGUCUCUUCGCCACGCUGCUGUGGUACCUGGCGCUGAGUCCGUCGAGGGCGGCUAAGAUCAUAGUGGUGCCCCCGAUCAUGUUCGAGAGCCACCUGUACAUCUUCAAGACGCUGGCGUCGGCUCUCCACGCCGAGGGCCACGAGACGGUGCUCCUGGUGUCCGAGGGCCGGGACAUGGCGCCCUCGGAGCACUACCGCCUGCAGCGCUACCCGGGCCUUUUCAACAGCUCCUCGGCGGCCGACGACUUCCUGCAGUCCAAGGUGCACAACAUCUUCGCCGGCCGGCCCACGCCGCUGGAGCUCUUCGACAUCCUGGAGCACUACGCGCAGAACUGCGACGGCGUGGUGGGCAGCGCGGCGGUGAUGGAGCGGCUGCGCGAGGAGCGCUUCGACCUGCUCCUGGUCGACCCCAACGAGAUGUGCGGCUUCGUCCUGGCGCACAUCCUGGGCGUGCCCUACGCCGUCUUCAGCACCGGGCUGUGGUACCCGGCCGAGGUGGGCGCCCCGGCGCCGCUGGCGUACGUGCCGGAGUUCAACUCGCUCCUGACGGACCGCAUGUCGCUGAUGCAGCGCGUGACCAACACGGCCGUCUACGUGGCGUCGCGCAUCGGGGUCCUACUGAUCGUGCUGCCCAAGUACGACCGCAUCAUGAGGAGGCACGGCGUGGACCCGCCCGCGUCCAUGCACGAGCUGGUGCAGGGAAGUCACCUGUGGAUGCUGUGCACUGAUUUGGCGCUGGAGUUCCCGCGGCCCACGCUGCCGCACGUCGUCUACGUGGGUGGAAUCCUAACCAAGCCGCCGAGCCCUCUGCCUCAGGAGUUUGAGGCCUGGGUGAACGACACGGAUGAGCACGGGUUUGUGGUGGUAUCGUUCGGGGCCGGAGUGAAGUAUCUGUCCGAGGAUAUCAGCUCCAAGCUGGCCGGAGCUCUGAGCCGCCUACCGCAGAGAGUCAUCUGGAGGUACUCGGGAGCUCCCCCCAGGAACCUGGGCCAGAACACCAAACUGGUGGAGUGGAUGCCGCAGAACGACCUGCUGGGACACAGGAACACGCGGGCGUUCCUGAGCCACGGCGGCCUGAACAGCAUCUACGAGGCCAUGUACCACGGCGUGCCGGUGGUGGGCGUGCCGCUCUUCGGCGAUCACUACGACACCAUGACCCGCGUGCAGGCCAAGGGCAUGGGCAUCAUGCUGGAGUGGAAGAGGAUGAGCGAGGAGGAUCUGUACAGCGCCAUGGUCAGCGUCAUCACCGAGGACAGGUAUCGCCAGCAGGCCGUGAAGCUGUCCGAGAUCCACAAGGAUCAGCCGGGCCACCCCGUGACCCGCGCCGUGUACUGGAUCGGGUACAUCCUGCGCCACCGGGGCGCCGAGCACCUCCGCUCGGCCGUCUACACCGUCCCCGUGUACCAGUACUUCCUGCUGGACGUCGUGGGGAUCCUGGCGGCGGCGCUGCUCGUCGUGUGCUACUGCCUGUACCGGGUGGCUCGCCUGGCGCGCCGCCUGCUCUCCGGGAAAUCCGGCGGCGCGUCGGGCGCCGAGAAGGCCAACGGACACUGCCACAACGGGCUGGCCAACGGCAAGCACCGGCGGAACGGCCACGUCAAGAGCACGGACAAGAAGCUGAAUUAACGCUCGGGCCGGCGCGGCUCCGUAGACGCUAAAGCUACGCUAAACGAGAACACUAAUGACUAGCCAGGCAAUAAAAACCGGACGCCAAACCGGGCGGGAACGCCGAGCGCCAAGUUCCACGGACGCGAACGUCAAUGAAGGACUGUUUAUUUAGUUUGCUUGUUUUUUUACUUCUUAGCGCGUAGCUAAUGCUAACGACGUCGAGCGCCAGGCGUCUGUACAUAUUAACCCAACGCCCCCCCCCCCUUCCCCCGAUCUAUUUAUUCCGUCACCGCGACGUUCGGUUUUUAAGCCCGCGUGAUCGUGUCCGGCUUGUUUCGUUUUUUUUUUUUAGGUAGACGUAGAUAGCUAGCUAGCUAGAAGUCUAGCCCGCCGUCUGGGCGACUCCUAUCGGCUUGGUUUUGAAAUUCUAGGCGAACGGCGACCAAUGAGAAUGACUUUUGGUUUAUUUAUUCAUCUGAGCGACUUCGUCUCCAUUCCUGCUCAUCUUCAACUCCUCAUUUCCCGCCUUUUACCCCCCGCCGAGUUAACGAUUGGUCCUCCGAUCUUAACGUCGUGUCGUAAACCUUCGGUACUGUGGCGGAAACCAUCCGACGUUCUGGACCUCUGGUCUGACACUUCCAGUAACAUUCCACUCAAAUCUGUAGUUGUUAGCCGCUCAGAAGCCAGAAGUAUGUGGACGCCCCCCCCGGUCCUAACAGGUCCAUUUAACUUCUUUGGAAAGUAUCGGAACCACGACCACCUGACGUAAACUUUCGGUACUGUAGUGGAAUGAACCCGACGUUCUGGUCUGUUGGUUCUCUGGUCCUCUGGUUUAUUAAUCCUUUGGUCCAUUGGUCCUCUGGUUUGUUGGUCCGUUGGUCCCAGAUCCGUGGGCCUUUGGUCCUCUGGUCUGUUGGUUUAAUGAUGUUGGUCCAUUGGUCCUCUCAUCUGUUGGUCCUCUGGUCCAUUGGACUUUUGAUCCAUUGGUUUGUUGAUCCAUUGGUCCUCAGGUUCAUUGGUCUGUUGGUUCUCUGGUCUGUUGGUCCUCUGGUUUGUUGGUUUUCUGGUUCUUUGGUUCAUUGGUCCUCGGGUUCAUUGGUCCGUUGGUUCAAUGAUGUUGGUCCAUUGGUCCUCUGGUCUGUUGGUCCUCUGGUCCUUUGGUUCAUUGGUCCUCUGGAUCAUUGGUCCGUUGGUCCUCUGGCCUCUUGGUCCUCUGGUUUGUUGGUUUUCUGGUUCAUUAACCCUUUGGUCUGUUGGUCCCAGAUCCGUUGGUCUGUUGGUCCUCUGGUCCAUUGGUUUGUUGGUUCAAUGAUGUUGGUCCAUUGGUCCUCUGGUCCAUUGUGUUUUUGAUUUGUUGGUUCAUUGAUUCGUUGGUCCUCUGGUCUGUUGGUCCAAAUCUUAAGUUGUUAGCUUCUCAGAAGGCGCCACAGAAAGCCAGAAGUAUGUGGACACCCCCCAGUCCUAACAGGUCCAUUAAACUUCUUUGGGAUGUAUUGGAACCCCAACCACAGGCCAGACCUUCUUGUCUAACAUCCGACGCUUUGGUCAUAAUUGCUAUUCGACAAGCUCACGGUCGGGUGUCCACAUACUUUUGGCUAGAUAGUUUCUGGGGGCGUGGCUCUCUCUCCCCUAAACGCUAAACGUCCGGGCGUCUCCGGGUGCGUUUCUCUCUCGCCGUCUUCGCCAUGAGCUUCGGCCGUUCCGUUUAUGACCACGCCCACACUUGAACCCUGUACUGUACGCGGCUGCGAGACGACGGCGGGUGCGACGAGCUAUGAAUGGCGCGACGGCUGAAUCCACCACGCUCGUUUCAUUUCUUUACGGACGCCCCCCCCCCCCCCCCGGUGGUCCGGUCUUUGUUGACGAUUGCAGUAUUAAUAGUUGGUUAAAGCGCUAUGAGAACCUGUGUGUGUGUGUGUGUGUGUGUGUUUCGUCCACCCACGUGCCACUGCGUCAGCGAUAAACAACGUCGCCCCCCUCUGGCCGGAGGACGCCACAGAUCCCGCCGACCGCUUAAAAACAAUAAACUGGAGGUCUUCACCUGCGUCGAGCCGGCACCUGAUUGGCUGAAGACACGCGACUGUGGCAUGAAGUGUGUGUGUGACCACGCCCGCUGCUCCCAGCUCGUCUAUAUACUUAAUAUAAAAUCAGUCCCUGAUUUCUUCUGAUUUUAGUCCCUGAUUUCUCCUGAUUUUAGUCUCUGAUUUCUUCGUAUUUUAGUCCCUGAUUUCCUCUGAUUUUAGUCCCUGAUUUCUUCGUAUUUUAGUCUCCGAUUCCUUCUGAUUUUAGUCCCUGAUUUUUUCUGAUUUUAGUCCCUGACUUCUUCUUAUUUUAGUCUCCGAUUCCUUCUGAUUUUAGUCCCUGAUUUUUUCUGAUUUUAAUCCCUGAUUUUUCUGAUUUUAGUCCCUGAUUUUUUCUGAUUUUAGUCCCUGAUUUUUUCUGAUUUUAAUCCAUGAUUUCUUCAGAUUUUAGUCCCUGAUUUCUUCUGAUUUUAGUCCCUGAUUUCUUCUGAUUUUAGUCCCUUAUUUCUUCUGAUUUCCAUCCCCGAUUGACUGAUUUCAGUCUCUGAUUUCUUUUCGUCCUUUUCACCUUCUUUCGCUCUGUUCCUGCUGAUUUAGUGAAUGUCAGAUCUUAGAUGUUUUGACGUUUUAUUUUGUAUUUAAUAAUGAUUGAAAUAUUUGAUGUCUGUGGUGUGUCUGUGUUGUCGUGUAAAUAAAGUCUGUAAACAAAAA